CUCCACGAUGCUCUUGUGAGUUUCCCAUUUUACCCUUGUAUAUAAUAUAGCUGCCGAGUAUGGAAAGGAUUUAAAGCUCGGUUUCUGAUUGUGGCACCCGUGACGUUAUUCGCCGCAGCUCCCUUUGAUACUCCGUGAGUUUGAACAUGGCAGUCAAGUACACUAUACCUGCUGUUUUGGGAUCAUUUGCAUGCGACCAUUAUAUUGGUGACAGGAAGAUAUUUUGAGGCACAGUAUCUAUUAGACUUCGAUGAGUGCCUGGUGAAGUGGAUGUUCAGAUCAGUGAGGGAGCAAAUCCGAGACCACAACCAGCAGUAAGAGGCAGAGUUGCACAGCAUCAACCAUGAAAGAAGAGCAAUGCUCCCUUCUCCUCAGCUCCUCCUCUUGCUUCUCUCCUCCACGAGGUGUGAGAUUGUCGUACGGUACAUCGGGGUUCAGGGCGGAUGCAGCAUUGCUCCAAUCAACGGUGUACAGAGUAGGGAUACUGGCUGCCCUGAGAGCUCUGAAUAUGGAGUCAUCAGUUACCGGGAUAAUGAUCACAGCCUCACAUAACAAAGUGACCGAUAAUGGAGUCAAAAUCGCUGACCCCAGCGGUGGAAUGCUCUCCCAGGAUUGGGAGCCAUUCGCUGACGCCCUGGCCAAUGCCCCCACUCCCCAACAUCUCCUCCAAUUGAUAACCGAAUUUGUGAAGAAGGAGAGGAUCCCACUGGAGGGUGUGAGGCGAGCCGCGAUAUUGCUCGGGCGAGACACAAGGCCUAGUGGGGAAUCUCUACUUGAAGCUGCUAAACAAGGAAUAAAUUCAAUUCUGGGGGUGGCUGCAAUUGAUAUGGGAAUUGUGACAACUCCACAACUACAUUGGAUGGUGCGCGCAAGAAAUAAGGGCUUGAAAGCACAUGAACUUGAUUAUUUUGAACAGUUAGCAAGCUCAUUCAGGUGCUUGAUUGAUUUGAUCCCAAGUGAAGGUAGGAUGAGUGAGCGGGAUCUAACAGUGGUUGUUGAUGGGGCUAAUGGUGUGGGUGGAGAAAAGCUUGAGGUUUUGAAGACGAUGCUGGAUAAUUUGUUUAUUGAGGUUCGUAAUUCUGGGAAAGAUGAAGGUGUGCUCAAUGAAGGGGUGGGUGCUGAUUUUGUGCAGAAGGAGAAGGUUGUUCCACAUGGCUUUGGUUCCCAAGACAUAGGACUGAGGUGUGCUAGUUUGGAUGGGGAUGCUGAUCGACUGGUAUAUUUUUGUGUGCCAUCAUCACAAGGUUGCAGUAAUAUUGAGCUUGUUGAUGGGGACAAGAUAUUAUCUUUGUUUGUUAUCUUCAUCAAGGAGCAGCUACACACUCUCAGCAAGGAGAUAGGUGAAAAUACGGGCAGUAAUUAUCAGCCUCGUUUGGGUGUUGUGCAGACAGCUUAUGCAAAUGGAGCCUCCACUGAUUUCCUCAAAAAGUUAGAGUUAGAAGUUAUUUUUACUCCAACUGGAGUCAAAUACUUGCAUGAGAAAGCAGCUGAGUUUGAUCUUGGGAUCUAUUUCGAAGCUAAUGGCCAUGGAACUAUCUUAUUCUCAGAAUCUUUCUUACGUUGGUUAGAGGCCAGACACAAGGAGCUUUCUUCAGUAUCUAAAGGCUCAGAGCAGGAAACAGCUGCUUUGAGACUGUUGGCAGUCAGUAAGUUGAUCAAUCAAGCGGUCGGUGAUGCUCUGAGUGGGUUGCUCUUGGUGGAGGCUAUUUUGCAACACAUGGGAUGGUCAAUACAUAGAUGGAGCGAGCUUUAUCAGGAUCUACCUAGUAGGCAGCUUAAGGUAAAUGUUGUGGACCGAACUGCUGUUGUUACAGCAAAUGCAGAAACGAUCGUUGUGAGGCCUCCUGGCAUUCAAGAAGCCAUUAAUACUGAAACUGCAAAAUACCCUCAAGGUCGAUCUUUCAUCCGACCAUCAGGUACUGAGGACGUGAUACGUGUGUAUGCAGAAGCAUCCACCCAAGAAGCAGCUGACAGCCUUGCCAACUCUGUAGCCAUACUUGUGGACAAGUUCCUGGGGUCCGGCAGUUUCUAAAAGUAAACUAUCUUUUUUUUUUUCCUGCAACUAAAUUGAUUCUGAUUUUCUAUAUAGAAAAGAAGGGGGGUCAUCGUUUGACCAGCUUGAUUUUGAUGUUGUGUUGUUGGUUGCAAAUGUACCUGAUUACUAAUACAAUGCUACCUCAAUAAAUCUGGGUUUUGGACA
This is a messenger RNA of Juglans microcarpa x Juglans regia, 2200 nucleotides long. Its product is annotated as phosphoacetylglucosamine mutase-like. Gene Ontology annotation, biological process: UDP-N-acetylglucosamine biosynthetic process; carbohydrate metabolic process. The coding region runs from base 344 to 2032 and encodes 562 amino acids. Lineage: Eukaryota; Viridiplantae; Streptophyta; Magnoliopsida; Fagales; Juglandaceae. The record is from RefSeq and is a predicted model, not a curated record. Gene Ontology annotation, molecular function: phosphoacetylglucosamine mutase activity. The transcript is spliced from 11 exons.